AGGCGCAAGAGAGGGUGAUCACGGGAUUCAAGGCUCACAUACAACCCAACACAGCAUGGCUGGAUCGCCGACCCUGUCCCAGUCCCUGUCCUUGGCCCUGUCCCUGUCCUUGGCCCUGCCGUCGACCCCGUUGACCCCGUCGACCCUGUCCUGAGUCCAUCCACCUCUUGGCCGGUCCCGACCCUGGCGCUUCCCCCGCUCGCCCGUCGCUGACCGAUACCGGUUAUAAAGGCGGGGAAGCGCCAGUGACUGGCUUGGAGCCUCAGCGCUGAGCCCACGAUCUCGAUCGGAGAGCAGCCAAUCUCCUUCCACCGGAAACGAUAACCACUCAGCCAUGACAAUCAAGAUCCUCCUGUAUCUGUUGGCGAUCGUCUGGGCAGUCGCUGGCGCCCCAACCUGUGCGCAUCGUGGACGAAAGAACCACACAGUCACGAUCCGGUUGAACAACUUGCACUACAUGGACGGUGCUGCUAGAAAUGCAAACCAGAACCAGGCUUCCACUACGCCUAAUCUUGUGUACUACGGAGGACCAGUUAUCUCCAACGUUCAAAUCAUUCCGAUCUACUAUGGCAGCAAUGUGAAUUUCAUCACACAACUGAACACGUUCUACAAAGCGAUCGUCGGCUCGAAGUAUAUUACUUGGCUAUCUGAAUACAACACCCCAACUCAGAAGAUUGGAGCGGGAACAUUCGGGACCCCUGUUGCUAUCACAUCCGGACUGCAAGCCAACACGAACGACGCAGCAAUCCAGACCUGGUUGUUGAGCUUGGUAUCCCAGAAGAAGAUCACCCCCACGGCGAACACAUACUUUCCGAUCCAUUUCGCAAAAGGAAUCACGAUCACAUCAGGAACAGAGAAGUCCUGUGUCCAAUUCUGCGCAUAUCAUGGAACUGUAAAGCUACCUGCAGGAAGCAAAACUCCAUACCUUUACUACGGAGUCAUUCCCGAUCAAUCCGGAGGUUGCGCAAGCGGAUGCGGCGCCAAUCCCUCCGCCAUAAACAACCUGCAAUCUGUUUCCUCGCACGAGUUGGUUGAAUCUAUCACGGAUGCUGGGGUCGGACAGGCAACGACAUAUUCGACCCCGCUCGCUUGGUAUGACCAGGUCAAUGGCGAAAUCGGUGACAUUUGCAAUGGAGUUCAAGGAUCAGUCAAGGGAACUGACGGGAACAGCUACAUUGUCCAAAAACAGUGGUCGAACUCCAGGAAGGUUUGCUACGUGCCCACGUAGGAGCAAACAUAAUCAGAGAGGGAACAAGGAGCCCGGGAAAAGGCUCAAUAUGUAAAGAGAAUCGAAUAUAAAACAACCCCUGAACAAAUACAUGAG
Messenger RNA from Polychytrium aggregatum, 1324 nucleotides. RefSeq lists its product as uncharacterized. NCBI's taxonomy places the organism in Eukaryota, Fungi, Chytridiomycota, Chytridiomycetes, Polychytriales. The coding region runs from base 335 to 1228 and encodes 297 amino acids. The transcript is spliced from 5 exons. The record is from RefSeq and is a predicted model, not a curated record.